GAUGAAAUGUAAUGUUAUCAGUUGUUAGAGGGGGUUAAUUUAGAAGCACGUGUCUUGGGGAAUGUCGAAAUUUUGUUGAAGAUAAGUGUCUUUAAUUUUUUUUCAUAGUGAUCAUCAGAACUUGCCUAUUGAUUGAUUUUUGUGGUGGAAAAGUGGUUCAUCUAACGUUUAUCAUUCAGUCAUGGCUCUUGGCGCAUCAGUAACUGCGACAGAAAAUGAAUCAAAAUCAAAUAAUUUGGGAUCGGACAGUGAAAGGGUGAAUGAAACCAAUAAAGAACCAAGCAUUACAGCAGAUCACAAUAAUGUGAAAGAGAAGGCCCCUCUACAAAAUGGAAAUACUGAGACACAUGAAAAACCUGCUAAAGAUGAAGAGGAAAAAGAAAAGGAUGAUUGCGAAGAAGGUAAAGGCAAAGAUGAAGUAGUUUUCAUACAAGAUGUUGGAUUUUCUGUUAAAAUUAUGAGCCCUGGUGCUGAAGCAUUUGAUAUUCAAGUAUCAAGUAUGGAGUUAGUGCAGGAAAUCCACCAAUUGCUAAUGGAUCGUGAAGACACUUGUCAUAGAACUUGUUUUUCCCUCCAGCUUGACGGAAACAGUUUGGACAAUUUUGCGGAACUCAAGAAUAUAGAAGGAUUGAAAGAAGGUUCGGUGAUCAAAGUAGUGGAAGAACCCUACACGAUGCGCGAAGCGCGUAUACAUGUUAGGCAUAUAAGAGACUUACUUAAAUCAUUGGACCCAGCUGAUGCCUACAAUGGAGUUGAGUGUAAUUCUUUGAGUUUUUUGAAUGCUGUUACUCAGGGUGACAUUUUAGAAAAGAAGAAGAUGAGACCUGAGAGUGUGGACUGUACGCCACCGGAUUAUGUUAUGCCAGACAGCAAAGAAAGGCCGCUGACAGCUUUACAGCCACAAUUCAAAGAUCAAAAGACACCUCAGUGUGUGAAAGUUUUAACCACGUCUGCAUGGAACCCACCUCCUGGUCACCGCAAAAUUCAUGGGGACCUGAUGUAUUUAUAUGUCGUAACAUUAGAGGACAAGCACUAUCACAUAUCGGCAUGUUCUCGCGGUUUUUAUAUCAAUCAGUCGGGGGCUGAAGAUUUCAACCCGAAGCCAGCAUCACCUAGUCACUUAUGCCAUUCAUUGAUAGAACUCUUAAACCAAAUUUCACCUCAGUUCAAACGUAACUUUGCUAUGUUACAAAAGAAAAGAAGUCAACGUCAUCCAUUUGAAAGAGUUGCAACUCCAUACCAGUUAUACGCGUGGACGGCUCCUACUAUGGAGCAUACUCUAGACGCCAUUCGAGCUGAAGACACAUUCUCAUCGAAACUAGGGUAUGAAGAACAUAUUCCAGGACAAACGAGGGAUUGGAAUGAAGAACUGCAAACCACUAGAGAACUACCAAGGAAAACGUUACCUGAAAGACUUUUACGUGAACGUGCCAUUUUUAAAGUACAUAGUGAUUUUGUUGCUGCGGCUACCAGAGGCGCCAUGGCCGUAAUUGAUGGCAAUGUAAUGGCCAUAAAUCCUGGGGAAGAAGCGAAAAUGCAGAUGUUCAUUUGGAAUAAUAUUUUCUUCUCGUUAGGAUUUGAUGUUCGCGAUCAUUAUAAAGAGCUUGGAGGAGAUGCUGCUGCAUUUGUAGCACCGAGAAAUGAUUUACAAGGUGUAAGGGUAUACAGCGCAGUAGAUUUGCCAGGACUAUACACUCUUGGUACAGUUGUUAUAGAUUAUAGAGGAUAUAGAGUUACAGCUCAGCAGAAAGUGGAAGGAGAGGAAUUGAGCACGGAAGUAAGGUUCUUAGGAUUUCCAAUUGAUCACAAACACAAGCUCUGCUGCCUCAGGCAAGAACUGAUAGAUAGUUUUGUCGAUUCUCGUUACAUGAUGUUCAUCAAAUAUGCAGCUUAUCACUUGCAACAGUUGAAUUUACGAAAGACAGAGGAAAAAAGUAAGGCAAUCGACAAUAAAAUAGCCGUUGAGGAAAAUAAGGAGGAAGAAAAUGGCAAGAAGGUUGAAAAUGGUAAGGACAAAGAGACCGAGAAAGAAGAUGAAGCUGAAAAACGUCAGCUCGAAGAGGCUGAAGCUAAGAAAAUCGUUGAGAGUAUUACUGAUGGAAGCAAAUUGGAACUAGAAGAGAGUACGAAAAAUAUAGUCAAAACUGCUUCGAUGGCUGUCGGAUCUUUGAAAGAUACAGAAUUUGAUAUCAGAUUCAAUCCUGACAUUUAUUCGCCCGGUAUUAAACAUUGUGAAACUUCCGAUCCUCCAAUUUCAAAACAAAGACAGCUCGUUAAAGAUGCAGCGGAAUUUUUGUUGACAGUACAAAUUCCAACAUUUAUUCGGGACUGUUUAGAUCAUUCUUCGGCCCCAAUGGAUGGCCUCACUCUCUCAGAAGCCAUGCAUAGCAGAGGCAUCAAUAUUAGAUAUCUGGGAAAAGUAACAAACUUGUUGGCUAAAGUUAAACAAUUGGAAUACCUUUAUAGUAUUUCAGUUUCAGAGUUAUUGUUGCGUUCAGCCAAACAUAUUUUCACCAUUUAUUUGCAGGGUUGUGAAAUGAUGAAUUUAUCAGUGGCAAUUGCCCACUUUUUGAACUGCUUCUUAUUUUCUGGAACCAUUACAAAUCCUUUACAGGGGCAAGACGAGUUUCAGAGUAAAAAUAAUAAAAAAAGAAAUAAAAAACGAGGAAGGGUGAAUCCCCUUUCAGUCAAUGACAAUAACGAAUGGGCAAGUUUGACACCAAAGUCUUUAUGGAACCAACUGAAAACAGAAUUGAAAUCGUAUUUCGAUUACGAUUUACAAUCUAACGAUAUAGAAUCCACAAUUGACACAUACUUCUUGCAAAAAGUAUCACUCUUGCGGUCGUUCUGUUUGAAAACUGGAAUACAAAUACUGUUGAGAGACUAUAACUUCGAAUCCAGAAAUAAACCUAUCUUCUAUGAAGAAGACAUUCUCAAUAUAUUCCCGCUUGUCAAACACAUCAAUCCCAGAGCCACGGAUGCUUACAACUUCUACACCACGGGUCAGAGCAAGAUACAGCAAGGCUAUUUGAAAGAUGGUUAUGAGUUGAUUAGCGAAGCGUUAAAUUUACUCAAUAACGUUUAUGGAGCAAUGCAUCCUGAAAUCGCGCAAUGUUUGAGGAUGAUUGCCAGAUUGAAUUACAUAAUGGGCGAACACGGGGAAGCUAUGGCCUACCAACAGAAAGCGGUUUUGAUGUCUGAAAGGGUUCACGGAAUCGAUCAUCCCUAUACUAUUACCAAAUACGCCCACCUUGCACUAUACUGUUUCGCAAAUAGCCAAGUAAGCACUGCCCUGAAAUUGCUGUAUAGAGCAAGAUAUUUAGCCGUUAUUGUCUGUGGUGAAAAUCAUCCAGAAGUUGCCUUGCUUGACAGCAAUAUUAGUUUGAUUCUUCAUGCAGUGGGAGAAUACGACUUGUCAUUGCGCUUCCUCGAAAAAGCUUUAGCUCUUAAUAUCAAGUACUAUGGAGCCAAAUCUCUCAAAGUUGCUGUUAGCUAUCAUCUUGUAGCGAGGACGCAGAGUUGUAUGGGUAAUUUCAGGUCCGCCUUGAACCACGAAAAAGAAGCCUACGCCAUAUACAAGCAGCAGCUUGGGGAAAAUCACGAAAAAACCAAAGAAUCUUCAGAAUGUUUGAAGCAUCUGACACAGCAGGCAGUGGUUCUUCAGAAGAAGAUGAAUGAAAUAUAUACUGGUAAAAACGGUGCAUCACUGCCACCCAUUCAAAUUCAGCCACCUUCAAUGGGAUCUGUUUUGGACAUGCUAAAUGUUAUAAACGGAAUAUUAUUUGUUCAGAUAAGUCAAGAAGAUAUAGAGAAUUUCAAGGCUGAAAUUGAAAAACGUCAGAAUGAAGAAUCUGAAGAACAGGAGCAUAAAUCUCUUCCUGAAGUUACUAAUUUAUAGCUCAUUUCACAAGUAGAGGAUAAUCAUACAAUUUUUGAAUAGUAGAAAAUUUGUUAGACUUCAGUUUAUUUGUAAAAUAUCACAGCAACGUGCAUUUUUGAAACUAGUCAUAUUGACACCAAUAUUGUUUGAAUGCUGAUCAAACAUUUCAUUUUGGUUGUUGUUGGCCAGCAUUUACUGUGUCAACACAAAAACAAAUACUGUAUGAAUAGUAUUGAAAAAAAAAUAUUGAGUUUUUUUUUAUUAUAGAGACAAUUGAUUACAUAUUCAGUUCCUAAAAUUGGAGUUUUCAGUAUUUGUGAAACUGUGCUACUACUUUAAAAAAGAGUUGUCAAAUAUUCAGGAGAAUCAUGUUCACAUGGUUGGGAACCAUCCAACUGAGAUGAAAUGAUUCACUUUUCCUUUGCAAUAUACCACCCAAUGAUAUACCAAAUUGUGCAUGUUGCUGUAGGAAAAUAUAUUUUAUAUUGUUUUUUUUAAUAUAUUUCAAGUUUUUUAUUAUAA
Leptinotarsa decemlineata (Colorado potato beetle) is the source of this 4402-nucleotide messenger RNA. It is a transcript of the gene clu, whose product is annotated as clustered mitochondria protein homolog. Gene Ontology annotation, biological process: organelle organization; intracellular distribution of mitochondria. The record is from RefSeq and is a predicted model, not a curated record. Gene Ontology annotation, cellular component: cytoplasm. Gene Ontology annotation, molecular function: protein binding; mRNA binding. NCBI's taxonomy places the organism in Eukaryota, Metazoa, Arthropoda, Insecta, Coleoptera, Chrysomelidae.